Physella acuta is the source of this 1572-nucleotide messenger RNA. RefSeq names its product fibrous sheath CABYR-binding protein-like. The record is from RefSeq and is a predicted model, not a curated record. NCBI's taxonomy places the organism in Eukaryota, Metazoa, Mollusca, Gastropoda, Physidae.
AUGCUAAAGUUUAUCGUCCACACCUACAAAGUCUGUAAAGUUUAUCCUCCACACCUACAAAGGCUGUAUGCUAAAGUUUAUCCUCCACACCUACAAAGGCUGUAUGCUAAAGUUUAUCCUCCACACCUACAAAGUCUGUAUGCUAAAGUUUAUCCUCCACACCUACAAAGGCUGUAUGCUAACGUUUAUCCUCCACACCUACAAAGGCUGUAUGCUAAAGUUUAUCCUCCACACCUACAAAGUCUGUAUGCUAAAGUUUAUCGCCCACACCUACAAAGGCUGUAUGCUAAAGUUUAUCGCCCACACCUACAAAGGCUGUAUGCUAAAGUUUAUCCUCCACACCUACAAAGGCUGUAUGCUAAAGUUUAUCCUCCACACCUACAAAGGCUGUAUGCUAAAGUUUAUCGUCCACACCUACAAAGGCUGUAUGCUAAAGUUUAUCCUCCACACCUACAAAGGCUGUAUGCUAAAGUUUAUCCUCCACACCUACAAAGGCUGUAUGCUAAAGUUUAUCCUCCACACCUACAAAGGCUGUAUGCUAACGUUUAUCCUCCACACCUACAAAGUCUGUAUGCUAAAGUUUAUCCUCCACACCUACAAAGGCUGUAUGCUAAAGUUUAUCCUCCACACCUACAAAGGCUGUAUGCUAAAGUUUAUCCUCCACACCUACAAAGGCUGUAUGCUAAAGUUUAUCCUCCACACCUAAAAAGGCUGUAUGCUAAAGUUUAUCGUUCACACCUACAAAGGCUGUAUGCUAAAGUUUAUCCUCCACACCUACAAAGGCUGUAUGCUAAAGUUUAUCCUCCACACCUACAAAGGCUGUAUGCUAAAGUUUAUCCUCCACACCUACAAAGGCUGUAUGCUAAAGUUUAUCGUUCACACCUACAAAGGCUGUAUGCUAAAGUUUAUCGUUCACACCUACAAAGGCUAUAUGCUAAAGCUUAUCAUCCACACAUACAAAGGCUGUAUGCUAAAGUUUAUCCUCCACACCCACAAAGGCUGUACGCUAAAGUUUAUCCUCUACACCUACAAAGGCUGUACGCUAAAGUUUAUCCUCCACACCUACAAAGGCUGUAUACUAAAGUUUAUCGUCCACACCUACAAAGGCUGUUUGCUAAAGUUUAUCAUCCACACCUACAAAGGCUGUAUGCUAAAGUUUAUCGUUCACACCUACAAAGGCUGUAUGCUAAAGUUUAUCCUCCACACCUACAAAGGCUGUAUGCUAAAGUUUAUCCUCCACACCUACAAAGGCUGUAUGCUAAAGUUUAUCCUCCACACCUACAAAGGCUGAAUGCUAAAGUUUAUCGUCCACACCUACAAAGGCUGUAUGCUAAAGUUUAUCCUCCACACCUACAAAGGCUGUAUGCUAAAGUUUAUCGUCCACACCUACAAAGGCUGUAUGCUAAAGUUUAUCGUCCACACCUACAAAGGCUGUAUGCUAAAGUUUAUCCUCCACACCUACAAAGGCUGUAUGCUAAAGUUUAUCCUCCACACCUACAAAGGCUGUAUGCUAAAGUUUAUCCUCCACACCUACAAAGGCUGUAUGCUAAAGUUUAUCGUCCACACCUGUAG